CUUGGUGGAGGAAGACGCAUUUCGCAGUGUUAAUCUUGAAUCGUGCUUGGGCAAGCCGACAGCAGACCCCAAUUUACAGCAGAACUCAGCAAAGAUCAGCCAUUUCUGGGACGCAAUGGAACCAACGAAACAGCAGGGACGCGGUCGAGGCCGUGGCGAUAAAAAAAACGCUGCUGGUGCUCAACCUAAUUGGAAACAGUCCGGUGGUGGUGAUGGCGCCGUAUCUGGUAGUUCUUCAGCAGGAGCAGUAGCAUCGUCCGUUCCGGCAGGCGGAAGUGACGGCAGUGGAGCUGGAAACGGCGCAAGAGUCAGUUCGUCGAUAACGACGGUGGCAGUUCCGCGUGGCGAGGGCGCAGCACAAGGUGGCCGUGGGGCCAUCAGGAGCAAGCGCUACAUACCAGAGGUAGUAGUAACGCGCCAGGGAGCUAAGAAACAGGGAGUUUCAGGACAAGCUAUUAAGUUGCAAGCCAACUACUUCCGGUUGGUGCGGCAGGAGAAAAGUGCGAUUUUUCAGUAUCGCAUCGACUUUGAGCCUCCUGUGGAGGAUACGGGGCUCAUGCACGCGUUGCUGAAGACGCAGGCACAAGCAUUUGGUCCAUACAUAUACGAAGGCACAAUAUUGUUCCUUUACAAUUGCUUAAAAAAGGACGAGGUGGAGCUGCAAGUCAAAGACGAUCGCACGGGUAAUUUGUAUAAGCUGAGGAUUCGGUUUGUUGGCACGGUGGAUAUGACUUCGGAAGCGGCCAUGAUGGUACUUAACUUAUUGCAUCGCCAGGCAUUGGCAAGCCUGAAGCUGCUCGAGUUGAACCGGCAUUACUUCGAUCCGGUGGCGAAAAUCUCCAUCCCGGAAUUCAAUUUAGAAUUGUAUCCGGGGUACAUAACCUCGAUAAGGCAGCACGAGAAAGAUGUGCUGCUGUGCGUCGAUGUAACCCAUCGUGUGGUUCGUACCGACACAGUCUACGCGCGCAUGGCUGCCAAAGGAAAUAACACGGAGUUCGCAAAAGAAGUGAUCGGCUCCGUUGUCAUGUGCGUCUACAACCAGAAAACGUACAAAAUUAGUGAUGUCGAUUGGAAUACUACACCAUCAUCAACGUUCACCAAAAAAGACGGUACGGCCAUAACAUUUUUGCAAUAUUUCCAAGAUACGUACAACAGAAGGAUUCGUGACCCUAAACAACCCAUGCUGGUGUCGACGCCGACAAUGCGCCAGAAGCGCGCUGGCAUUUUGACACCGAUCUAUCUGGUGCCGGAGCUAUGUCAAACUACAGGCAUAACGGACGACAUGAGGAAAGACAUGCGUUUGAUGCGCACCAUCGCCGAUCACACACGGAUUGGUGCGGACAAACGCAUAGAAAGAUUGGAAAGGUUCAAUAACCGGCUGAAUACUUCGCCGGCUAGCCGUGAAGUGUUCACGUAUUGGAAAACCGAACUGGAUAGGCGUCUCGUAGAGUUACCGGCCCGCGUACUGGGUCAAGAACAAGUAUUUUUUGGUGGAGAAAGGAGCGUGCCCUCUGGUCCGGAGGCAGAUUGGACGCAUGCGUUCCGAGAAAACCGAAUGUUCAAGGCGGUGCCUCUGCAACGCUGGCAUGUGAUAUGUGAGCAACGUAGUGAACGCACGAUCAAUGAUUUUAUUGGCAUAUUGACAAAGGUGUCGGUUAAAUUAGGGUUCCAGAUCGCACCGCCGCAAUUUACAAUCAUUCCAAGAGACCAUAUUAACAUGUAUCAGCAAGCUCUGAGCCAAGUUGUAAAUCAAGAUCCGCAGCUUAUAAUGUGUGUAGUGUCCACCGAUAGUGCCGAUCGCUAUACGGUGAUCAAGAAGAGAUGCUGCGUCGAUCAUGCUAUCCCAACACAGGUCAUCAAAUCGCGCACCAUUACCCCAAAGAAUGGCAAUCCUGGUAGCCUGAUGUCCGUGGGAACUAAAGUCGCGAUCCAGAUGACGUGCAAGAUUGGAGGAAUACCAUGGUUGGUGAAGAAUCCGCUCACCAGUGUCAUGAUUGUUGGAUUCGACGUGUGCAACGAUACGAAGGAUAAAUCCAAGUCUUACGGGGCUCUGGUGGCUACCAUGUAUGCCGGAACCCAAAAGGAACCAGCUUACUUCUCUAGCGUGGAACACCACAGCCGGGGCGAAGAGUUGUCGAACUUCAUUUCGACCAACAUCACGAAAGCUCUGCGCAGCUACCAGAGUCAAUUCGGGCCAGAUGCGUUCCCCCGAAGGGUAAUUAUUUACCGCGACGGCGUUGGCGAUGGACAGCUAACACACGUGGUAGAGCACGAGGUCCAAACGAUAAAGGCGCGGCUCACUGAGGCUUACAAAGCCAGCAAGGAGGAUAUUAAGCCUCAGAUGGCAGUGCUUGUCGUCAGCAAGCGAAUCAACACUCGGCUUUUCAUUGGGAAAAGCAAUCCAAAACCUGGAACUGUUGUUGAUGACGUCAUUACUCUUCCGGAACGGUCGGACUUCUUCCUCGUGUCGCAGUCUGUACGCCAGGGCACUGUGGCGCCCACUUCAUACAAUAUCAUUUUCAACGAGAGUGGCUUGACGAGUGAUCAGCUGCAGGUGUACUCCAACAAGCAGACGCUACUGUACUACAAUUGGUCUGGAGCAGUUCGAGUGCCAGCAGUCUGCCAGUAUGCCCAUAAGCUGGCAUUUUUGGUAUCGCAGUACAUCAAACAGCAGCCACACGAAGCGAUGGAAAAGCGACUGUACUAUCUGUAAGGUAGUUCACGGCUGUAGGUCGCAUUGGGUGCGUGGAGGCGAAAACGAGAAAGCAAAGCCGCAGGUGCCAUUCUUACAUUUGAAUUCGUUUUUGCGUAACUUUAAGGUACGAUCGCGCGUACUCAAAGAGUACUGACAUAAUAUUUUCCAGAAAUAUGACAAUAUUUCACGACUAUUUUUAAAAAUGUCCAUUUCACAAUUCUACUUUCAAAACCUACGAUUCGCUUCAUUAUAUUUUUCCUCAUAUCCGUUAUAUUAUGAUACGUUACCGCAUAUGUACCAGCAGCACCAUAAUAAUCUCAAAUGUUAAGAUUUUGAAAUUUAUAUAUAUAUUUGCAUUAUUUUUCGCACAAUUUGAUUCGCCACUAUAUAUAAGCUUUGCUAAUAGCAUUCGCAGCUAUGAUCGAAAAUUGAAUUUGGGUUUGUUACCGAGGGUACCUAAAACCCCUGCCCUCGAGCAGAACUGAGAAUAAACAUGAAGUAUUUUUUUUAUAUCAAACCAAACCUGUUUGCGACUUCUAAUUCAUUCUUCUUUUUCACAUACGAAUGCUCUCGUAUUCCGUUUUCGUUUUGGGUUUAUACGGUCUUCG
Messenger RNA from Anopheles bellator, 3303 nucleotides. RefSeq names its product protein aubergine-like. NCBI's taxonomy places the organism in Eukaryota, Metazoa, Arthropoda, Insecta, Diptera, Culicidae. Gene Ontology annotation, biological process: regulatory ncRNA-mediated gene silencing. The record is from RefSeq and is a predicted model, not a curated record. The transcript has 4 exons. Gene Ontology annotation, molecular function: protein binding; piRNA binding. Gene Ontology annotation, cellular component: P granule. Bases 116 to 2713 code for a protein of 865 amino acids.